Messenger RNA from Camponotus floridanus (Florida carpenter ant), 1732 nucleotides. Its product is annotated as aminopeptidase N-like. Gene Ontology annotation, molecular function: peptide binding; zinc ion binding; metalloaminopeptidase activity. The record is from RefSeq and is a predicted model, not a curated record. Gene Ontology annotation, cellular component: cytoplasm. Gene Ontology annotation, biological process: proteolysis; peptide catabolic process. The annotation marks the transcript as partial. The transcript is spliced from 9 exons. Lineage: Eukaryota; Metazoa; Arthropoda; Insecta; Hymenoptera; Formicidae.
UAUAAAAGUAUGGUUCAGAGAGAAAAUGCAUUAUAACUCAACUGCAUACAACAUAUUUCACUAUUCCGCUGAAUUUAUGAAUUUUUGGCUUAUGUAUAAUUUCAAGUUAAUUCCUAAAGUAGAUUAUGUUGCAAUUCCGGAUUUCCCAGAGAAAGCUGUAGCAACUUGGGGACUUGUCUUUUACAGAGAAGCAGAUAUUUUCUACGAACCAGACAACAUAAUGAGCGAAUUAAACAUGGCGUCUUUAAUAGUAUAUAACAUGAUAGUUGAAUCUCUCAGUGGUCUACCAUCUUGGUUAAAGGAAGGAUUUGCUACUUUUAUUGAUGCAGUUAUCUGUGAUUAUUUCUCAUCUCAUUAUCACAAAAUGGAUUUCUUCGUCGUCCAAAGACAACAUGAAUCUCUUCGUUUUAAUUUUCAUCUCAAUAAGAAUCUUCCACAAAUCAACAAGCUUGAUAUUAAUUUAUUUCCUGGUUUUCUUCGUUACAAUAAAGCUUUUUCUAUAUUGCGUAUGCUACAUUAUUUAGUCACCGAUCAUGUGUUUCCACUUGGUAUGAAGCAAUAUUUAAAGGAAAAUUCAGAUUCUAUAUUUCAAUUGAAAAUAUUCUGGACAUCUAUGCAACAUGCUCUUGAUGAAUUGCAUCCAGACAACAAUAUUAUCUUAGUAAGAAAAAUGGAUGGUUGGACAAAACAAAAAAGUUAUCCUAUAUUAAAACUAAAACGAGAGAACGGUUGUACAAGUAUAUUACUAGAAAAUUUCGAUUCAAUCGAUGGUGAAUUGUGGAUACCUAUGACUUAUACUACACAGAAUAAUCCCAAUUUUAGUAAAACUUCGUUUCGUGAUGUCAAGUGGCUAAAAUUCACUAAAGAAGAGUUAUUUACUAUUGAUGUAUCUAAAUUUUUCAUAGAAGAUGGUUGGAUUAUAAUCAAUUUACAACAAGCUGGAUACUAUCGUGUCAACUAUGAUACUGAAAACUGGAAAAAAAUUGCAAAGUACUUAAAUGAUAUGGAAUAUACGAAUAUACAUAUUCUCAAUCGUGCUCAAAUCAUUGAUGAUGCGUAUCAUUUUUUAACGACUGGACAAAUUGAUUCUUCUCUGUUUUGGGAAAUCACGAAUUAUCUAUCCCGAGAGACAAGUUUUAUAGCAUGGUAUCCUAUGGUCAAAGCUUUUGAAUACAUGUCGAGUGUUUUCCCAUUAUCAAACAUAGGAGCAUAUGAUAUCAAGGAAAAAAUUCAGAAAAUAUUAAACGGAGUUUUGCAAAAGAUACCAUACGAAAAACUUAAUAUGUCAACGCAUAUAGCGCAAGAAAUUGCAACGUGGGCAUGCAUUCUUGAUGAUUUUGAUUGCAAGAAACUAGCAACUUCUAAUUUAGAACAAUAUCUCUCAAAUCGUACAAGGAAUAAAUUUCUUCCAAGGGAGGAAUGGACAUAUUGUAAUGGAUUGGCGAUGUCGAACAAUAUUCUUUGGAUUAAUGUAUUUGAUAUAUACCAAGAAGAAUUUGAUAAUAAAUAUUUGAGAUUUUUAGCUUGUUCCGAAAAUAUUGCUAUGAUUAAAAAAUUUAUAAUGUUAGUGACAAUGAAGAAUUCUAAUAAAACAAUAAAACAUAAAGACUGUAUGAGCAGUUUGCAUUUUAUUAUUGCCAAGCAUGCAAAGAAUAGCAUAAUACUUGAUUAUAUAUUUGCAAAUUAUAACAAAAUAAUACCAAGACAAGCUACGGUUGCAAUAUUAAUUGAU